Molecule: messenger RNA, 1962 nt
Organism: Gossypium arboreum
Lineage: Eukaryota; Viridiplantae; Streptophyta; Magnoliopsida; Malvales; Malvaceae
Product: sugar transporter ERD6-like 7
Exons: 18
Coding region: 113-1741 (542 amino acids)
Biological process (GO): carbohydrate transport; transmembrane transport
Cellular component (GO): membrane
Molecular function (GO): sugar transmembrane transporter activity
Source: RefSeq, a predicted model, not a curated record
GACAUGACUGAAAAGGAAAUCAAUGAUUGUAAUUUAAAUAUCCAGAUUCCAGACAGGAUCUCCUUUAAUCUCAAGUUCUUUCAAUUGGUCUGAACAUUGUUUAAGAAAAGAGAUGGGUCUGGAAAAUGGCGAAAGCAGUAUGAAAGAGCCAUUACUAUUGCACCAUGCGAAGAAGAAAAGAUCACUAAAAGUGGUGUUUCUAACUACUUUUGUUGCAGUACUGGGUUCCUAUGUAUUCGGCUCUUGCAUGGGAUAUUCAGCACCAGUUCAAUCUGCUAUCACAAAGGACCUUCACCUAUCCAUUGCUGAGGUGAUGGGAAUGUCAGACAGUAUGGGGCGUGGUGGCCAAGGUUGGGCGUGCUGGUGGGGUUCGGUGCUGGUCAGACGCAAGUGGGGGCUAGGUUUAGGUUCAAUGGGCCAUUCGGGUUUGGGCUGGUGUUAUGGGUUUAGGUUAGUUGGGGUUAUUGGGUUUCUGUGUAUUGGGUUUUGGCUAAGUCCUAUUGUAAUGUAUUUGGGCCUGAGUCUCAUAAACGGUCCAAAAUUGGCCUAUAACAGUUCCAUACUGAACGUUGGUGCAAUGAUUGGUGCUAUCACAAGUGGGCGAAUUGCAGAUUUCAUGGGCCGGAAAGGGGCAAUGAGAAUAAGUUCAGGCUUCAGCAUUACAGGAUGGAUAGCUAUUUACUUCUCCAAGGGAGCUUUGUUGCUUGAUAUUGGAAGAUUCCUGUGCGGAUAUGGAAUAGGAAUUUUCGCUUAUGUGGUACCAAUUUAUGUAGGUGAAAUUGCGCCAAAGGAUGUUCGUGGUGGCUUAGCUGCCUUGAAUCAGCUGAUGAUAGUGAUCGGAGCAUCAACGACGUUCGUAGUAGGGACAGCUUUGGAAUGGCGACUAUUAGCUCUAACUGGAAUCAUUCCAUGUUUAAUUCAGCUCCUGGGUCUUAAUUUCAUCUGUGAGUCUCCAAGAUGGUUGGCAAAGGUUGGGUAUGAAAAAGAGUUCUACAAUGCUUUGAAGAGACUCCAUGGAGAUGAUGAAGAUGCUGUUACUCAUGAAGCAAAUGAAAUCCAAGAUUAUUUGCAAACCCUAGAGCACCAAUCUAACGCCACUAUGCUAGACUUGUUCCAAACAAAAUACAUGCAUUCCAUCAUUAUUGGAGUAGGGCUAAUGAUGUUUCAACAAUUUGGAGGGAUAAAUGGAGUUGCUUUCUAUGCAAAUCAAAUUUUCACCUCUGCAGGCUUUUCUUCUUCGAAAAUUGCUAUAAUAGCUUUUGCCUCUAUUCAGAUCCCUAUAACAGCUGUGAGUGCAUUCUUAGUGGAUAACUGUGGAAGAAAACCCCUUUUGCUAGCUUCAUCAACAGGCACAUUCUUAGGAUGUUUUAUUGCAGCAAUAUCAUUUCUAAUGAAGGAACACAACUUGCUUCAACAAUGGGUUCCAUUGCUUGUACUGAGUGGAUUGCUGAUCUUCGUGGGUUCAUUUGCAAUUGGAAUGGGAGCAGUUCCUUGGGUCCUGUUGUCGGAGAUAUUUCCCAUAAAUGUAAAGGGAGCAGCAGGAAGUUUGGUGAAUCUAGAACACUGGUUUGGUGCUUGGGCUGUUUCUUACACUUUCAAUUUCCUCAUGGAUUGGAGCCCUUCAGGUACAUUUUUGGUAUAUUCAGGAGUUUGUGCAGCUUCUAUUAUUUUCGUCAACAAAGUUGUGCCAGAAACUAAAGGAAGAACCCUUAAAGAAAUACAAGCUUCCAUCAAUUCUUGAAGUUCACAACUUAUCAUUUCCAAAUUAAUGAUUUUCCUUUUAUUGUUAAAUUAAAUUAAACUUGAAUUUUAGACAUUUCAUAUUUAGUUUUAUUUAAGCAUUUCAUAUAAAAAAAAAAAAACACUCUUAUAUUAAUAUUUAUUAAUUUAUUAAAAGUCAAAUUUCAGUUAGUUUUUCAUACUAAAUUGGUGUCAAAUUUAUUCACAUUAUCAUCUUAAACG